AUACUGAGAAACAUCUCUCUAGCUACUACAUCUAAUAUCACGUACUGCUUCAGAGCAAGAGAUAUUAGAGUGAGAGAAAAGAGAGAGAGAGGGUUCAGGUUGUUUCUGUUGUGAUCAAAGCUAAAGACAUGGCCAUUCAUCAACCAUUGACUUUGGCUUUUGGCCUCUUAGGCAACAUCAUCUCCUUUAUGGUUUUCCUUGAUCCAAUGCCAACCUUUUAUACAAUUUACAAGAAAACAACGGAAGGGUUUCAAGCACUGCCAUAUGUGGUGGCACUCUUCAGCUGCAUGCUGUGGAUUUACUAUGCGCUGCUCAAACAGGACGCCACAUUGCUCAUCACUAUCAACUCUGUUGGCUGCGUCAUUGAGACUGCCUACCUUGCUAUUUUCCUUUUUUAUGCCCCCAAGAUGGCCAGGAUCUCAACUUUGAAACUUCUGCUGUUGCUCAACGUGUUCGGAUAUGGCUUGAUGACUGUGCUGACUCUCUUUCGUACGAAAGGUGAAAAGCGUCUCAAGGUUGUGGGCUGGAUCUGUCUUGUCUUCAAUCAAACCGUGUUUGCUGCACCUCUAUGCAUCUCGGUAAGCACCUAGUUAGACAAGGGCUAAACCUAGCUAGCUAGCUACAUCAACUAUAUAUUGGUGUUCUAGCUUCUUCAUAUAUUUCGGUUAAUUAACUUGUUGGUCAUGAUUAAAACUGGAGAAAAAAGUGAUACGGCCGUAGGGUGUUGAGUUCAUGCCAUUUCUUCUUUCAUUUUUCCUGACAUUGGGUGCAGUCAUGAGGUUCUUCUAUGGUUUUCUGCUCAAGGACUACAACAUAGCUUUUCCAAACAUACUGGGGGUCAUCUUUGGGAUUGUGCAAAUGGUGCUAUACAUAGUGUACAAGAAUGCCAAGAAAGUACUUCUGGAGGAGCCAAGCAAGGUUCAGGAGCUAUCAGACGAUAUUACUGAGGUGCUGAAUAUCAGCACCAUGGUGUGUCCACACCUAACCCCAGUGGUUCUUCAGCCAAAUGACAUUAACCUCAUUGAAGUAGUACUUGACCCAAAUAAUAUUAUCAAGGAAAUCAAGACCGAAGAAACCAAGGAAGACAUGGACGAUGCCACCACUAAAGUCUAGUUUAUAAUAACAAUUUAAUUAAUGAAGGAAUUGACAUGCAUGCACCAUGUUCCUAGAGCUAUUAUCCGUACCCUUGUCUAAAGGUUAAUUGGGUGUUAAAGUAGGGUUUAAUUGUCAAUUAGGGGUGCUAAUGUUAUGGGAAGUCUCUUGUACUAUAUGUCCCUCUAAUAAUGA
Molecule: messenger RNA, 1287 nt
Organism: Rosa chinensis
Lineage: Eukaryota; Viridiplantae; Streptophyta; Magnoliopsida; Rosales; Rosaceae
Product: bidirectional sugar transporter SWEET14-like
Biological process (GO): carbohydrate transport
Cellular component (GO): membrane
Molecular function (GO): sugar transmembrane transporter activity
Source: RefSeq, a predicted model, not a curated record